Messenger RNA from Pomacea canaliculata, 1985 nucleotides. Its product is annotated as ribokinase-like. Gene Ontology annotation, molecular function: ribokinase activity. Gene Ontology annotation, biological process: D-ribose metabolic process. Lineage: Eukaryota; Metazoa; Mollusca; Gastropoda; Architaenioglossa; Ampullariidae. The coding region runs from base 92 to 1018 and encodes 308 amino acids. The transcript is spliced from 9 exons. The record is from RefSeq and is a predicted model, not a curated record.
CUCUAGAUGAGAGUGCAAAGGUUAACAUUGUUUAUUGGUGAGCACGGACUGUCCCUGCCCCAUAUAAAAUACAGACCAACACAAGUGUGUGAUGGAUGUGGUAGUUGUUGGAAGUUGCAAUGUAGACUUAAUCUGUUACACACCAAGACAGCCCAGGCCAGGGGAAACAAUUCAUGGCACCAAGUUUCAUACAGGAUAUGGGGGGAAAGGUGCCAACCAGUGUGUGAUGGCAGCUAAACUUGGGGCCAGAACUGCAAUGGUUGCUAAGCUGGGCAAUGAUUUUUAUGGCAACAACACAAAGGAAAACUUUAAGCAACAUGAAGUCGAUGAUACUCAUGUAAAACAAACUGACAGAGACUCAUCAGGAGUUGCUUCAAUCAUUGUCAGUGAAGAUGGUCAGAACUCCAUUGUUAUUGUGUCGGGUGCAAACCUUCUGCUGUCAGAGGAUGAUGUGCAUGCUGCAAAAGAUCUUAUAAGACAUUCAAAAGUACUUGUGUGUCAGCUGGAAGUACCACCGUCAACAUCACUUGCAGCUUUGAGACUUGCUAAGUCAAAUAAAGUAUACAGCAUUUUCAAUCCCGCACCAGCAAUCGAAAACCUGGAUCCACAGUUCUAUACUGCUUGUGAUAUGCUUUGUGCUAAUGAAUCUGAGGCUGAACUACUGACUGGAGUACCGAUUACUGAUGAACAAAGUGCAAAACUGGCUGCCAAAAAGCUACAUGAGAAAGGAUGUGACACAGUCCUUGUUACCAUUGGUGACAAGGGUAGUGUACUGCAUACAUCUGGUCAAGAAGGGCUGCAUAUUCCUGCAGAUUCUGUUGUGGCUGUGGACACUACAGGAGCUGGUGAUGCAUUCAUCGGAGCACUUGCAUUCUAUAAAGCAACAAUGCCAACUCUGUCUCUUGUGGAGUCAGUCAAGCGUGCCAGUAUUAUUGCUGCCAUUAGUUGCAAAUCGCGUGGAACUCAGUGUAGUUUUCCUUCUGCUGAUCAGCUGAACCCUGCACUAUUGACACUUUGAAAGAGAAAUUGUGAUACUAGUAUUUAAGUAAUACUAUAUAAUAGAAUAUUUUUAUAAUGCAGCAUUUGCACUUAUUGCAUUAUCAAUGACUGAUAUUUCUAGGAUUUUGGGAGGUUUAGUACUUUUAUGAUAAACUAUGAUGUUUUUCCUUGAUUUGCAAAAUUGUCAAAGAAGUGCACAUAACAGCAUUAUGUAGGACAUAUUUCAUUAUGAAGCUUUUAUUUGCCUGUACAUUUUCUGUCAUAGUGUUUAAUGUAUAUCUGCAUGUGACCUUUGUAGCAUUAAGAAACAACUUUUUUCUUAAAUCAAAAUAGUUCUGCAAAAUAAUUCUUCUAUCAUUCUUGUAAGUGUAAAUCCUAUUUGCCCUGAAAUGUUUUGCAUACUUUGUGACAAAAAGAAUCUUCAGGUGGUUAUGGUGUUUAAUUUUGCAGAUGCAAUGACAGAACUGAGAACCGCAAUCUAAGAAGUGUGGAAAUUAAUUAAACUUUUAAUUUUGUAAAAACAUUUUAUGAACUGAAAUACUGUCAAAAGAGAGGAAGCUCUCCGACUUUUUGCCCCCAUUUAUUGUCCUGGACUUACAGACUUUUAAGCGCACUUUGUUCAUUUUUUUUAUUUUUGGGGAGAAGACAGAUUUUUAAAUAACUGUAACUAUUUGAAUUGUUUUGAAUAUAUAUUUCCUGCAAGUGUAUUUGCAUAUUUACCUUUAGAACUACCAAGCAUUUUAAGACAGAGGUUUCAUUAUACUAGGGCUCAUUUGUAUUAUUUUAUGAGAUGCUCUCUUGCACUCUUAGAAUUAUUUGUGACAUUUUUUUUAUGUAAUAAUUUUUUUAGGCUAGUUGAUUGAAUCAUGUCUAGUUUCAAUGGAGAUGAAAGGGUUUAUUUGAAAAUGUACCCAACAUUUUGGUCUUCCGAUAAACUUUGUUUUGAAAUCUUUUUGUGCAAAUAAAAUCAGAGUUGCUGCUUGGAA